UGGCUCUUGGUCUGGAGAGCUCUGCUGCGAUCUCGCCUGUUUCUUUCAUGGCGACCGGCGGUGGCCGUUCCUCUGCAGAGUCCUGGUGGCCUAUGCCCCCCGGAGAGGACUACGAGGAGCCUGCCGGCACUGAUGGUGAGGAGAUUGACAGCGACAGCCAGCGGACGCUGUUUAUGGAUGGUCACACGAAGCCCGCAUCGUCUGUGCCCUCGGAGACCGAGAAGGACAAGGCCGAAAACGAGCUGGAAGCUGGUCAGGAGGCAGACACAGGAGACGCAGAAGUGCCGCUACCAACGACCAGCCGGCCAAAGAGCAACGGCGCAGCACGCCAGAAGAACAAGAAGGCGGGGCAAGGCCGCGGCCGGAAUAAGAGCAAGGAACUCGCGCAAGCGCUCAAGUGGCACGGCUGCGACUUGGGUUGCUCGAAAUGCCGUAACAGCAAAGGCGUAGGCUGCGCUGUGUGCCGCAACAAAGCCCUGGACAACCUUGCCAUGCCGCUCGCGGAGGUCUUGGCUGAGUUCAAGGCAAGGACGACGAAGAAAAAUCAGAAAGCUUAG
Symbiodinium pilosum is the source of this 557-nucleotide messenger RNA. The record is from the annotation of a GenBank genome assembly. Lineage: Eukaryota; Dinophyceae; Suessiales; Symbiodiniaceae.